GCCGUCUGUCAGCUGCUCAACACGCUGGUCAUUGCCACUUUAGGCACGCAUCGCUGGACAAGCUUGUCAGUUAACAUGAACUGCAGCACGGAGGUCCACAAGGACCAGUGUAAUGCCUCAGAGGACCACCUUCAAAGCCUGCAAAUCGGACUGUCGCACUAUGAUCAGGGCCAACUCUGGAUCGAGGAUCCAAAAGGCUGCAUCUACCUGGAGCAUCACCGUGACGGUUUGCUACGAGGCAGCGCGCAUAAUACUCAGGCCACAGCCAGCCUGUUCCAUGCGCAAAAGCACUAUCAUGCUACGCUGCCCUGGAGCAAUGGUGACCGUGUGGUGCUCAUUGCGUACGUUGCGCGACAACAUGCCUGUGCAGUGCAGCGCUAUGGUAGCAUUUUGGAGGAGGCUGGCUUUGUCUUGCCACAUCGUGAGGCGGAUAGCAUGCCAAGCAAGCCCAACUCCACUCCGGACGCGGCUGUGGAUUUUGAACUUAGGGAGCAGAGUGAGCCUCGUCCCAACAUGGAGUCUUCAAUGACUGCGGCGCUCGCCUCAACCUCCACAAGGCCACUGCGCUCUAAUGAGUGGACGAACACUGGUAGUGCUAGCCGCCACAGACGGCGUGGAGGCGGUCAGUACCGUCGCAGCAUGAGUGCUAAUCUUCAGGGCGGAGGUCAACUGGAUCCUCCGUUGUUUGCUUGCCAAGUGGUGGGAUGUGUGAGGCGCUAUCGCAAGGGCUCCCACAAGCACUGCUGUGGACUAUGCACAGUUGGUCAUCACACUGCUCGAUGCGACAAGGAGUGGCGCAAGGUGCAGCUCAUGCCGCUUCGGCUUCGGGGUCAGAUCAGCGAAUGUGUGACUGCUGGCUGCAGCCGCGUUGCAGGCUACAGUCAUGUGCAUUGCUGCACUGACUGUGUGCAGUCCGGGGGUCGAUUGCACACCGGCACCUGCCAACGACGUCAAGACCUGGCCUAUGUGGUGACAGGAAAUGCUAGCAGCUCGGUGCCGGAGCCAAGCAUGGCAGCAGCUGGCAUGACUGGGGUGGCGACAAUGGCAAACUCGCCGGAGGAGGCGACUGCACUGCCUUCCCUUGAUGGGGUUCCAAGUCGAGAUGCUGGAGCUACCUCUACUGAGAGCAAAGCCUCUGAGUGUGAAGGGCACUGA
Symbiodinium necroappetens is the source of this 1155-nucleotide messenger RNA. The record is from the annotation of a GenBank genome assembly. Lineage: Eukaryota; Dinophyceae; Suessiales; Symbiodiniaceae.